Molecule: messenger RNA, 1360 nt
Organism: Rana temporaria (common frog)
Lineage: Eukaryota; Metazoa; Chordata; Amphibia; Anura; Ranidae
Gene: URAD
Product: ureidoimidazoline (2-oxo-4-hydroxy-4-carboxy-5-) decarboxylase
Exons: 2
Coding region: 62-589 (175 amino acids)
Biological process (GO): allantoin metabolic process
Molecular function (GO): carboxy-lyase activity
Source: RefSeq, a predicted model, not a curated record
AACCUGUCUCUACUUUUUGUACUCGCAUAUCUGUUUUCUCUGUUGGUGCUGGACUACCAGAAUGGAUAUACAAGCUGUAAACGGCAUGAGCUACGAGGAGUUUUUGGAUGUAUUUGGGAACAUCAUAGAGAAGUGUCCACUUAUAACUGCAGCUGUGUGGUCUAGUCGUCCAUUUUCCAGCGUUAAUGAGAUGGAAAAGUGUGUUUAUGAGUUUAUUAACUCCCUACCUUCAUCUGGAAAAGAAGGGAUCUUAAGAUGUCAUCCUGAUUUGGCCGGGAGAGAACUAACAAGUGGAUCGUUAACAAUAGAAUCCCAGCAGGAGCAAAGACAAGCUGGUCUCACCACCCUUACAAGUGGAGAACGGGAAACACUUGUCCUCCUAAAUUCUCAAUACAAGACCAAGUUUGGAUUUCCCUUUGUCAUAUGUGCUAAAAUGUCAGAUAAAUAUAAAAUUAUGGAGGGAAUGAACUCUCGCCUUCAAAAUGAUCCAUCGCAAGAACUUCUAAAGGGCAUUGAAGAAGUUAAGAAGAUUUGUCAUUUGAGGGUACAAGAGUUGAUUAAAGGUGUUCUGCUGCCUACAAAGUUGUAAUUUUUUUCUUUAAUUUCCCCUAAAAAAAUGUGUAAUCAAACAGUAUUACCUUUUUGUUCAUAUAUACUUAAAAAAUAUAAUAGUUAGACACAAUACUCAAAAAAUUACACUGAAACAUGUUGUGAAAUCAUUAUGUGUUUAUUAUGUCAGCUUGGUGAGCCCCAUAUCUACUUUGUAUUGCUCUUUUUAUGCAUGCUAGGAAUUGUAGUUUCACAUUGGCUUAUCAUUCUCUUUCUCUAAAGUGUAAUGUGCUGAGCUGGAGGUUUGGAAAAGUAUUAACAUUUUUUAAAUAAUGAGGGCCAUUGAUUUUUUUUUUUUAAUGUAUGUAACAAUACCCUAUUUAACAGACUUUAGGUUAUUAUUUAGCGCCUGCUACACUUAAAUAUAGAAGCUCCAAUAGAUCCUCCCAUAAUGAGAAAAUGAUAUAUUUUUUUAACUCCGAAAUGAGGCACUGGAAUGUUUGCUUCUACUUUUGACCAGGUCGUUAAGGUCUGAUGACCAGGCCUACGUUGCACAUACCUAUACAGUGGAUUACAAGUGGUUAAAGUGGUUCUGUAUUAUGUUUUUCUUUUACAGGUGUUAUAAGUGUUCCUAAAUGUCUUAAGUUGACCUUAUGGGAAAGUGCAGAACAGUGACAUAAGAAACCCUACUCCACCAUAACAUGCUCUUAUGUGUAAAUAAAAGCAUAGGAGUUACUAUGUAUCUACAUUGCUUAUGUCUGCAUCUUUUUCAUCUGCAAGCAAUUUCAAUAAAACAUAUUAAAAAAGAAAA